AUGACGUCAGUUGAUGUAGAGAGGUCGUUUUCGCUUUGUACACACAAACUAGUUGGCGUUGUUAAGAUUCUAUCAGGAAAAAUGAGACAUAAGCAAAACAAUUCACAUAAAUAUUUGUGCGAAAAAAAUAUAAUGUGUAUGAGACCGUUGUUGGCAAUUGAAUACUUUUAUGGAAUAUUUAGAUUUCCCAUAAAUGAUUUUUUUCUUCAUGUAGACAUACGAAUAAAAUUGCUCAGUUUAUUGAUUAGUUCAACGUGGGUUACAAGUUACUUUGUAUUUUGUUUUGCACCACUGACAAGGCCCGUCAUGGCGACUACAGCAGACUUUGUGGAUGAAACAGGAUGGAUUAUAAUUGCCAUUCAGUAUCUUAUGACGAUGCUAAUAUUGGUCCUAUUUAAAAACAAAACCAAUAAAAUCAUUGUGGAAAAGUUUGCUGAGAUUGACUGUGCACUACAAACAAUUAUUAAUGACGAUUUCUACAGCGAGUCACGCAAAGAUGCGAAUAAGUUAACAAUUUUAUAUUUUGUAUCUUGUAUAUUGUUAACAGUAUUUGCUAUAACCUUAGAACGUGAUUUCCCAAUACAAUAUUUAAUUUAUUUAGUGAUUUAUUUUGAACGAAAGAUAGAGGUCUUUAUGUUUUGCCACAUUAUUUCCAUGCUGAGGCAAAGAAUUUUGGUAAUAAACAGUUAUUUCGAACAUUUUUUUAAAAACCGCAGAACAGCAGAAGAAUCGGCCAUCAACAAUCAAGCAUGGGCUAAAGGAAGUAUCAAAUUCAUAGGACAGGUCUCUUUAAAAAAGUUGAAAAUGCAAAAGCUAGUUAGUGCCUACAAUAACGUGGGAGAAUUAUGUUAUUCGAUUAACAGUGUUAGCAAUGUUUUUCUCCUAAUGACUUUUAUAUCUGCAUUUAUUUAUAUAAUCUGUACGUUCUGGUCAUCUUUGUACUACCUUAAAUCAAAUAAAAGUUUCACAUCCUUGUUAAGGGUUAUCGUCUUCAGCAGCGCUGAACUAGUCUCAAUUAGUAGCAUAUCUUUCUACUGCGAAAGUAUUCUUGUAGCAAAAAAUAGAUUAAAAGUCUAUUUAAACAAAACAAUCAAUGAUUAUAGUUUACCAAAACAUACGAGGAUGCAAGCAAAAAGUUUUCUUGAAGUAACGCUAGUGUGGCCUCUGCACAUUUUUGUUUUCGACAUGUUUCCAGUUAACCUAAAAUUAAUACUUGAUUUUAUAAGCGUGUGCACUUCUUACUUAGUUAUUGUCGUUCAAAUUUCUCACCUUAUGUAA
Molecule: messenger RNA, 1278 nt
Organism: Parnassius mnemosyne (clouded apollo)
Lineage: Eukaryota; Metazoa; Arthropoda; Insecta; Lepidoptera; Papilionidae
Source: the annotation of a GenBank genome assembly